UCUGUUGUCCAGGCGGCUGCGCGUGCUGCCGUACCUGGCUGCAGUAUAUAAAGGCAGUCAACGGUCAGAAAUCCCGACGGUUGAGCCGCUGACAGCGUCCUCUCCCCGUGUUUUACCCCCCACUCUUCUUCUCCACCACCGGCGUCCGUGCCCCUCUCACAAGCCGGGAGAGACGGGGGUCCAGCGCGGAUAGCGUGGACUGACCAGCAUGGACCCCCAAAUGAAAGACCGAACCAGCCCAGCGUCGGGGGGCUUCAGCGGACGCCUGGCCUCUCUGGGAGCGGACGGGGGAGACUCGGAGUCCGGAGCCGGCUCGGAGGAGGCAGCCGUGGGCUGCUGCAGCGAUACGUUCAGCAGUCUGCCCGACAUGGAGCAAGAGACGCUGGAGGAGAAAUUAAGAGGACUGGCGUUCAGAAAACAGACCUCGUAUCGGAAAGCGAUCUCCCGCUCAGGCCUUCAGCACCUCGGCCCGCCUCAGCCUUCCCUGCCUCCUGCAUCCAACGGGCCCAACAAGGACGUCCGCACCGGCUUGGACUGGACGGAGAACGCAGUGAAUGGCGAUCACCUGUGGAUGGAGACGAGCUGUUCUGGAGAGCUCUGUUAUCUCGGAGAGGACGCCUGCCUGCUGAAGACCGCAAAGUCGGCCCCCAGGAAGAAAUGUGCUGCCUGUAAGAUCGUUGUUCACACCGGCUGCAUAGAGCAACUAGAAAAGAUUAACUUUCGAUGUAAGCCAACCUUCAGAGAGGGAGGAUCACGGUGCCUCAGAGACCAGAACAUACUGAGACAUCACUGGGUUCACAGACGAAGACAGGAGGGCAAAUGUAGACAAUGUGGAAAGAGUUUUCAGCAGAAGUUCUUCCACAGUAAAGAAAUCAUCGCCAUCAGUUGUUCCUGGUGUAAACAAGCUUUCCACAAUAAGGUGACGUGUUUCAUGCUGCACCAGAUCGAGGAGCCGUGUUCACUGGGGGCCCACGCUGGAGUCAUAGUGCCACCCUCCUGGAUCAUCAAAGUCAGGAAACCACAGAGCUCACUUAAGAACUCUGCCAGGAGAAAAAAGCGGACAUCUUUCAAACGAAGGACAAGCAAGAAGGGACUGGAUGAGUCUAAAUGGCGUCCGUUCAUGCUGAAGCCUCUCCCCUCACCUCUCAUGAAGCCCAUCUUGGUUUUUGUUAAUCCAAAGAGUGGAGGCAACCAGGGUGCAAAGGUGUUACAGAUGUUCAUGUGGAUUUUGAACCCUCGACAAGUCUUUGACCUGUCACAGGGAGGACUAAGAGAGGCACUGGAGUUGUAUCGGAAAGUGCCAAAUCUGAGGAUCCUCGCCUGCGGAGGCGAUGGCACAGUGGGGUGGAUCCUGUCCACUCUGGACGAGCUGCAGAUGAAUCCCCAGCCUCCGGUCGCUGUUCUUCCUCUGGGAACAGGAAAUGACCUCGCCAGGACGCUCAACUGGGGCGGGGGUUACACAGACGAACCAGUGUCCAAGGUUUUAUGUCACGUGGAGGACGGUUCGGUGGUGCAGCUGGACAGGUGGAACCUCCUCGUAGAGAAAAGUGCUUCACAGCCAGAGGAAGGAACACAGAAGCUGCCUCUAAAUGUGUUCAACAACUACUUCAGCCUGGGCUUCGACGCUCACGUCACCCUGGAGUUCCACGAGUCGAGAGAGGCCAACCCAGAGAAGUUUAACAGUCGCUUCCGCAACAAGAUGUUCUAUGCAGGCGCUGCGUUCUCAGAUUUCCUCCAGCGAAGCUCCAGGGAUUUGUCAAAGCACGUCAGAGUGGUGUGUGAUGGUACCGAUCUGACUCCUAAGAUCCAGGAGCUGAAGUUUCAGUGCAUUGUGUUUCUAAACAUUCCCAGGUACUGUGCUGGCACCAUGCCGUGGGGAAACACAGGUGACCACCGCGACUUUGAACCUCAGCGCCACGACGACGGCUGCAUCGAGGUUAUCGGCUUCACCAUGGCCUCGCUGGCGGCGCUACAGGUCGGCGGACACGGAGAGAGGUUGCACCAGUGCAGAGAAGUCGUUCUUACUACCUUCAAGACCGUACCUGUUCAGGUGGACGGUGAGCCUUGUCGACUCGCUCCCUCCACUCUCCGCAUCUCCCUACGUAACCAGGCCAACAUGGUCCAGAAGAGCAAGAGGCGCACCUCUGUGCCCCUGCUCAACGACCCUCACGCAGUUCCAGAUCGCCUGCGUCUCCGGGUGAAUCGGAUCAGCCUGCAGGAGUACGACCGACUGCAGUACGACAAAGAGCGACUACGAGACAUCUCCAUCCCAGUGGGCAUCGUGGUGGUGAGGGGCGACUGCGACCUCGAGACAUGCCGACUCUAUAUCGACAGACUACAAGAGGACUUACACCAGGCGCCAUCUACUGGCCACAGAGUGCACUACCAGGACGAGUGCAGAGGCGUCCCCAGGACCAGUUCAACCAGUAGACUCUCUCCCAACUGGAGCUUCUUGGACUCCACAUCAGCUGAUCGCUUCUAUCGCAUCGACAAGGCUCAGGAGCACCUCCACUUCGUGACGGAAAUCUGCCAGGAUGAGGUGUUUAUCCUGGACCACGAGGGACCUACGGGGAAUCAGGCAGCGUCCACGGGGAUGCCUGAUCUGGUGGUGGAACCCACUGCUGGGACUCCCUUGACAUCUGAGGAACAAGCCCUGCUGACAGCUGCCAGUACAGGAGACCUCUCCAUGCUGUCGGAGUGUGUGCGUCGAGGCGUCAGCCUGUUGGUCAGAAACUCUGGAGGUUGUUCAGCGUUACAUAUAGCUGCUCAGAACGGACACGCAGAGCUGGUCAGCUACAUACUGCAGCAGGGCUCUAAAGUGCUUCUGGAUUUGACAGACAGAGAGAAAGGAGACACUGCGUUGCACAAAGCGGCUUCAGAGAAGCAGCAUGCUGUUUGUCGGUUGCUGGUGGAGGCUGGUGCGUCACUCGACAAGACGAACUUCCAGGGGAAGACUCCAGCGGAACAAGCGGAGGGAGACUCUGAGCUCGCCGCCUACCUGAGAACCCAAAAACACCCUUCUUCCACCACCAACGAAGACUUGGAGACGGCUGUCUGAGGCUCACACACACUCACACACACUCACUCUGCCUCUCUGGACUCACACACUCGAAGUGGAGACGAAUCUGAGAGAGAAAAGUGUAAAAAAAAAGAAAAAAAAGAAAAAGAAAUCGGACUCCGUCGUCUCCACAGAGAUGAACGAGACGCAGCAGAGGAGUGAACUGCUUCAGCUCACAGCAGCACUGCAGUGGAGAUUUUAAUCGUCAAACUAUUUAUUUGUAUUUAUUUAUUCAUAUUCUAUUUAUUGGUUGUUGCUGAUUGAUCGACUGAGUGAUUGAUUGUAGGACUUUUUAAUGGUUCAGGAUGCAAGUGCACUUUGAGCAGCCGUCGCGGGUCGUGAGUUUAUGAAAAAAAAAAAACAUGUUGUUUAUUUUGGUCACAAUUCAUAUUUUAAGAAUGAAUUUACUCAGUAAGAAGUGUUGAAAAUAAUCAGUAUAACAUAACGUUUCAUUUCAGAACUGAUGGACGUACUAAAGGCUUCUAUGUUUACCCCAUAAAACCUGUGUGCCAAAGACAUUGCACUGACGUAGUGUCAUAUCUGUUUCUCUACUGAUCCCUCACAGCGGUUGGUUUUCACAUUAAACCCCUAAACAGAUUGGUUUGAAUUUAUGAUGUUUCAUUUUUCCAUCGACGGAUCAACAGAGCUUAAAAAAUGUCUUUUCAGCUGUCUCACUUUAGUGCAGAAGGCUUGAAGUGACGAAAAUAACUUUAUUUUUAUAAAACAAGAAACACAAGAAGCUUCACGGGUUCACAUAAACAGUAUAAGACUGAAAUUAGUAACAAAAUAAAUCAUAGGAAUUGUUGAAUUUGUUCAAGAUAAGUACGGAAGGCAGGAAGUGACAAAACAAAAACUUUUAUUUUUUUUAAACUGGAGCAAAAAUGUUUCACACGUGCAAAUAAAAACAGAUACUUGAAGUUAAAAUCUUAAAAGGCAACAGUCAAAAGUUUAAAUCAACAAAAUAAAUGACAAGAAAAUGUAUAUUUCUGUAUAAUUUCCGUAUAAGAAAGACAAAAACAUACUUUGCAUUUCUUUUGACUCAAAAUUUUGCCAUUUUUCUUGUAAAAACUUGAUGUUUUCACUGUUUCCAGACUUUAAAAACGCCUCGAGAAAGAAUCACACUUUGCUCCAGCUGCUCCCAGUGGAUAUCGAUUUGAUUUAAGGCGUCACAAGCCAGAAAGUUCUGAAACAUUUGCUCUUAACUUUGAUCAUAAAACAUCUGAACAGCGUGAUAAUGUGUUUUUUGGAGGACUGAUUUUAAAACAAAAGUAGGAGUAAUGUUUUAGUGACUUCCAAAACAGCCUGUUAGGUUUUAUUAAAUAACCAAACAUUUUUUUUGCUCUGUGUGGUCCAAACGUUUUUAUUUCAUGACAAUCAUCAGUUUCCUGUUUUUACUGUUUCAUUCCACCGUGUGUUGGUCUUGUCGUUGGUCGCAGGAGUUGACAGCUGAUGUUACAUGUUGAUGUGGACGUAAAUUUGUCUUUCAUAGCAAAAAUGUAAGUAGGUGAAGUUUUAUCAUAAUCUUAGAGGAAAAGGUCCCAUAACAGGACUGUGCUAUCUUUUUAAAGAUAUUAAUAAGGACAUUUAUAUAUUGGUAUGUUACAAUAUUGACGAUAGAAAAUGAUCAAACCAGUGAUCAAAUCUUCCUAUAACGUUUCAUUUUUGAUUCCAGCGUCCUUUGAGUCUUUACAGAAGAUUUGGGACUAAAUGUGUGUGAUGAGAAAAACAAACAAUACUCAGAAUACAAUGAUGACAAGACAGAAACACCCUGCGGUGAUGAUAUGUAACACAAAACAUUGUUACACCUGAUUUACAGAACAUUAUCUAACUUUUAUCACAGAAUAAAUGAACAAUAAGAAGGUGACACAGUGAUCACAAUUUGAUACCACUGACAGUUAAUAAACAAUAAUAUUGAAUUUUAGCUCAGUUAUAACACUUAAACAGAACUUUUUGGCAAAUAUUUGUACAAUUUAUACAUAUUUUAAAACCUUGUGUGUGUCUUAAAGAAAAAAUUCCCCCAAAUAAUUGGUCUUAACCCCCUUAAAUUUAAAUAUUGUCUAGCUUUUUUCAUAUUUUAUUACUGUAAAUUUUUACUGUCUCUGGGUUUAGGACAAGGAAAGGUUUUGGAAAAUUGGAAAAUUUAAUAUUGAGUCAGGAGCAAACAAUGAAUUGAUUGAUUUAGAAAGUAACUGGCGGAUAAAUUGAUUGUGAAAACAAUCAUCAGUUGCUGCUCAAAUCCAGAGAAUCACAGGAAUAAAAUGCUAAAAACUCUCUUAGUUAUAUUAAGUCAAGUCUAAAUAAAAUGUUGCUUCUCAGAUUUAAUCAAAUGAAACUGAAACUCACCACCGACUGAACCACUUCACAUUAGAAAGCACCAGUAUCAAGAAAAAGAAACACAUUAGUUC
Messenger RNA from Acanthopagrus latus (yellowfin seabream), 5463 nucleotides. RefSeq names its product diacylglycerol kinase, iota (gene dgki). Gene Ontology annotation, cellular component: nucleus. Gene Ontology annotation, molecular function: ATP-dependent diacylglycerol kinase activity; protein binding. The coding region runs from base 209 to 3058 and encodes 949 amino acids. The record is from RefSeq and is a predicted model, not a curated record. Gene Ontology annotation, biological process: lipid phosphorylation; regulation of synaptic transmission, glutamatergic; diacylglycerol metabolic process. The transcript is spliced from 33 exons. NCBI's taxonomy places the organism in Eukaryota, Metazoa, Chordata, Actinopteri, Spariformes, Sparidae.